UUGCCGGGAACGUUUGUACCAGGAAUUCAAUUGUACGUUAUUUGCGUUUAUUACGAAGUUAUUUUUAGCACACAUGUCCCGCGAGCUGUGGAGCAGGCAAUACGCCGCCAACGAAGCGGUUUGGCAGUCGAAGGAUGUCCCAAACGCCCGCAGACAGUGCGCUUGGCGCAAACAGAAGCUGCUCCUCGCCCAACAAACCAGCAGGGACUUCAGUGAAGCCACCAGAUACGAAGUGUUGAGGGAACACCAGGAUAAAAUGCACCAGGAUGAGAGCACCGAGCACUUAACAUUAGAGCGUCUAAAGCGUUGUCAGCAAAUAAUAGGAAACAGUCGAAGGUCGACUUCCGGAAGUCGGUAUCCGGAACUAAACCUGCCAAAACCAAGUGCAUUUGAGCCGAUUUGCAGGGGUUUCUACAAAAGCUGUGGACAGACCGAACUAAAUACAAAAGACCUGCAGGGCUUCUCGUUCCAUGAAAAAGCAGCGCCCACGGAAGCUGAGAGGAUUACUGCUGGUGAAUGCAGGGCACAGGAUGAGCAGACGAGCGCGGAGCCUAGUUGCCUUGGUUUUCGCACAGCACGGGAACAGUAUAUCCUAAACGAGUUAAAGAAAAAUAAGGAGCAGGGCGCAAUUCGCAGAACCGCAUCUGCAGAUGCUGCACCCUCCGAAAUGAUGAACUUUAGGAAGAAGACGCUGGGUGGCAAGCGUUCCGUCAGCUCCAACUUUGUUUCGCCUGUUGGGCAGACUCAAACAACCACCAAUGCAAGCAGCGCCAACAUUCCUCCGUCCCUGGCCCAUCUGGACCCCAAGAUGGUUGAGCAAAUUCUUGGAGAGAGUAUGCAUAAUUUCAAGAAUGUCGGGUGGGACGAUAUUGCUGGUCUGGAAUCUGCGAAAUCCACAUUCCUCGAAGCCAUUAUAAUGCCACUGCGACGUCCGGACCUUUUUACGGGCGUGCGCUGUCCACCACGUGGGGUGCUCCUAUUUGGUCCACCGGGAACGGGGAAAACCCUAAUCGCCAAGAGCAUUGCCUCCCAGGCAAAGGCCAAGUUCUUCAGCAUUAAUCCGUCUAGCCUGACCUCCAAGUGGGUGGGCGAGGCCGAGAAGCUGGUGAAAACAUUGUUCGCAGUGGCAGCUGCCCAUCAACCAGCGAUAAUCUUCAUUGACGAGGUGGAUUCCCUGCUGUCAAAGCGGUCCGGUAAUGAGAACGAAAGCACGCUGCGCCUGAAAAACGAGUUCCUCAUUCAUCUGGAUGGUGCUGCCAGCAAUGAGGAGGCUCGCAUUUUGGUAAUUGGAGCCACAAACCGACCACAGGAACUGGAUGAGGCGGUGCGCCGCCGAUUUGUACGUCGUUUGUACGUUCCCCUGCCCACAAAGGAUGCACGACAGCAAAUCAUCAAGAAGAUUAUCAGGCAGGUGAAGCACAACCUUGACCAGUCCGAGGUUGAGCAGCUGGCAGAGCUCACUGAAGGCUAUUCCGGUGCGGAUGUGGACACUCUUUGUCGCUAUGCCUCGAUGGCGCCUCUUCGAUCGCUAAGUGCCGAGCAGAUGGAAGUCAUUGAACCAGAUCAGCUGCCCGCCGUUACAAUGGAGGACUUCAACAAGGCACUGCGGGUCAUAUCGAAAAGUGUCUCGGCGGAGGACUGCCAACAGUUUGUGGCCUGGAAUGAAAUUUACGGCGUCCGACAUUGAAACAGCAUGCCAUAACUAUCCUCUAAUUUUAUUAAUACUUUUCAAAAAGUACGCAUAAAACGUUAACAAUAAAAUUUGAUUUUAAACUUGAAACUCACAGCACAUUGAAAUUACGUUCGUAUACAACAGGUGAAGAAGGUUCGGCCUGCAAGGUUUUGUUUUUAAUUCCCUUAAAUUCUACCAUCUAUACAUUAAUCAGAGAAAAAUCUAAGGCUAAAAUCGAUGCUAAAAUGUACACUUAUUAUUAAACACUUUCUGCACAGACGGAGAUAUUUGUACGUCAAGAACUAGUAUAUGAAAGCUACACUUAGAACAAAAUAUAUAGCUAAACUCUUAUGAAUUAUCGCU
This is a messenger RNA of Drosophila kikkawai, 2035 nucleotides long. RefSeq names its product Fidgetin (gene Fign). The record is from RefSeq and is a predicted model, not a curated record. Gene Ontology annotation, molecular function: microtubule severing ATPase activity; ATP hydrolysis activity; ATP binding. Lineage: Eukaryota; Metazoa; Arthropoda; Insecta; Diptera; Drosophilidae.